Messenger RNA from Cajanus cajan (pigeon pea), 3009 nucleotides. Its product is annotated as G-type lectin S-receptor-like serine/threonine-protein kinase At1g34300. Gene Ontology annotation, biological process: recognition of pollen; protein phosphorylation. Gene Ontology annotation, molecular function: ATP binding; protein serine/threonine kinase activity. Lineage: Eukaryota; Viridiplantae; Streptophyta; Magnoliopsida; Fabales; Fabaceae. The record is from RefSeq and is a predicted model, not a curated record.
UCAUUCCACCAAUCACCCUAAAGGAAGGACCAAGUCAAAGUCUUCAAUUUUCUCGUUGAGUUUCACUUCCCUCAGUUCCCAAUAUAACCCCUUCCCUCAACACAAAUCAUUAACACACACAUCCAACAACAUCGUUAUGGUAUUUAUUACAUUCACAUUCAAAGAGACACGCACACAAAACUGAAACAUCAGAAAACAUGUUCCUCAAAACCCACUUUCUGUUCCUCGUUCUUGUUUUAGCAACCACCGCCGUCGCCACCGCCAUAGACCUUGGUUCCACUCUCUCAGCCUCUUCCCGCAACCAGACGUGGUCUUCUACCGACGCCUCCUACUCUCUGGGUUUCGUCUCCGUUCAGCCACCGACCACCCCUCCUUCCUACACCGCCGCCAUCGUCUACUCCGGCGGCGCCCCCGUCGUCUGGUCUGCCGGCAACGGCGCCGCCGUGGACUCCGGCGGGUCCCUCCAGUUCCUCCGCAACGGCGCCCUCCGCCUCGUGAACGGCUCCGGCGCCACCGUGUGGGACUCCGGCACGGCGGACCUUGGCGCCACGUCAGCAACCCUUGAAGAGAGUGGCAAUUUGGUAAUUUCGAACGGCACGGGUACCCUCUGGUCAAGCUUUGACCACCCCACUGAUACUAUUUUGCCUUCUCAGAAUUUCAGUGUUGGUAAGUCUCUCACAUCUCAAAGUUACUCUUUUGGUCUUAGUUCAAUUGGGAAUUUGACUCUGAACUGGAACAAUAGCAUAGUGUACUGGACCCAGGGUUUGAACUCUUCUGUGAAUGUGAGUUUGGAUUCCCCUGUGUUGGGGUUGACAUCAAUUGGCAUUUUGCAACUUUCUGAUGCCAAAUUGAGCACUCCUGUUGUUAUUGCUUAUAGUAGUGACUAUGCUGAGGGGAAUAGUGAUGUGUUGAGGGUGUUGAAGUUGGACAAUGAUGGCAAUUUGAGAAUUUAUAGCACCAAUAAGGGUAGUGCAAGUUCUAGUGCUAGAUGGACUGCUGUGUUGGAUCAGUGUGAGGUUUAUGCUUACUGUGGGAACUAUGGUGUGUGUAGUUACAAUGAUUCAAGCCCGAUUUGCGGGUGCCCUUCGGAGAAUUUCGAAAUGGUUGAUCCAAAUGAUGCUAGGAAAGGUUGCAGGAGGAAGGCAAGUCUCGACAGUUGUCAAGGGAGUGCGACUAUGUUGACACUGGAUCAUGCUGUGAUCUUGAGUUAUCCCCCUGAGGCUGCAUCGCAGUCGUUUUUCAUAGGGAUAUCGGCGUGUAGAGGGAAUUGUCUUUCAAGUACUGGAGUCUGUUAUGCUUCUACUUCCUUGUCGGAUGGAUCAGGGCAGUGCGUGAUCAGAUCAGUAGAUUUUGUUAGCAGUUAUCACAAUCCUUCACUGCCCAGCACUACUUAUGUCAAGGUUUGUCCCCCGUUGGCACCGAAUCCGCCACCCUCUUUGGGGGGGACUGUGACACAAAAGAGGUCCAGGGUGCCUGCUUGGGUUGUGGUUGUUGUUGUUUUGGGUACAAUUUUGGGUUUGAUUGCCUUGGAAGGUGGUUUGUGGGUGUGGUGUUGUAGGAACCGUGCGAGGUUUGGAGGGAUGUCUGCUCAUUAUGCGCUUCUUGAGUAUGCUUCUGGUGCGCCAGUGCAGUUCUCGUACAAGGAGCUGCAGCAAGCUACAAAGGGGUUCAAGGAGAAGCUUGGAGCUGGGGGAUUUGGUGCUGUGUACAGAGGAACUCUUGUUAACAAAACUGUUGUUGCUGUGAAGCAACUUGAGGGCAUUGGGCAAGGUGAGAAGCAGUUUAGGAUGGAAGUUGCCACUAUAAGUAGCACUCAUCAUCUCAAUUUGGUGAGGCUUAUUGGCUUUUGCUCUGAAGGGCGCCACCGGCUUCUGGUUUACGAGUUCAUGAAAAAUGGGUCUCUUGAUGAUUUUCUCUUCAUGACAGAACAACAUUCAGGAAAGUUGUUGAAUUGGGAGUAUCGAUACAACAUUGCCCUGGGCACUGCAAGAGGCAUCACAUACUUACAUGAGGAGUGCCGUGACUGCAUAGUCCAUUGUGACAUAAAACCUGAAAACAUUCUCUUGGAUGAGAACUAUAUAGCCAAAGUCUCUGAUUUUGGUCUUGCAAAGCUCAUUAAUCCCAAGGACCACCGGCAUCGGACCUUGACAAGCGUGAGAGGAACCAGAGGAUAUUUGGCCCCAGAAUGGCUGGCGAAUCUUCCCAUAACAUCCAAAUCUGAUGUUUAUAGCUAUGGCAUGGUUUUGUUGGAGAUUGUGAGUGGGAGAAGGAAUUUUGAUGUCUCAGAGGAAACAAAUAGGAAGAAGUUCUCCAUUUGGGCCUAUGAAGAGUUUGAGAGAGGUAACAUCAGUGGAAUUUUGGACAAAAGACUAGCUGACCAUGAAGUUGACAUGGAGCAAGUGAAAAGAGCAAUUGAAGCAAGCUUUUGGUGCAUUCAAGAGCAGCCAUCUCAAAGACCAACAAUGAGCAGGGUGUUGCAAAUGCUAGAAGGGGUAACAGAGAUUGCAAAGCCACCUGCUCCAAAAUCAGUGAUGGAAGGAACUGUUAGUGGAACCAGCACACACCCGAGUAGCAAUGCCAGUGCAUUCUCCACAAUUGCAGCUUCACCACCUGUUCCCUCCUCUACAUCAUCAUUUCAAACUAGUGCUGUUUCAACCUUAACCUCAGGAAGGAACACUGAGAAGGCUACCUUAUCCCUUUUACAAUCAGACACGUGACAGGAAUUGCUUCCAUUUUCCUUUUUCAUAUGUCCAAUAAGAAUUGGUUCAAAGUCACAUUCACUUGGGAUGGGACUUGAUGCUGGAACAGCAGAAGUAAAAGCUUUGCUGGUCAACCGAUGUAUAUUUCAUUUUUCUUUUCUUUACCCUGAUCAUUGUAUACACUAUACACGUUCAAAACAGGAGAUUGCAAUGUUGUAAGUAUUCAAUUCCUGUAAUUUUUGUCAUGUUUAUAUCCGUCUGAUGAAGGAAAAGUUUUAAACUCAUCCGUUCACCGUUCCAGUUUCCCAAA